Molecule: messenger RNA, 1476 nt
Organism: Oryzias melastigma (Indian medaka)
Lineage: Eukaryota; Metazoa; Chordata; Actinopteri; Beloniformes; Adrianichthyidae
Gene: tbxtb
Product: T-box transcription factor Tb
Exons: 8
Coding region: 34-1338 (434 amino acids)
Biological process (GO): somitogenesis; regulation of transcription by RNA polymerase II; cell fate specification
Cellular component (GO): nucleus
Molecular function (GO): RNA polymerase II cis-regulatory region sequence-specific DNA binding; DNA-binding transcription factor activity, RNA polymerase II-specific
Source: RefSeq, a predicted model, not a curated record
UGGACGGGAGUUUGGUUCAGCUGAGUGAGCAGGAUGGCGUCAGGCGCGCGGGAGUGCCCCAGCAAGGCCGUCCAGUACCGGGUGGACCACCUCCUCAGCGCCGUGGAGAGCGAGCUGCAGGCCGGCAGCGAGAAGGGGGACCCCACGGAGAGGGAGCUGAGGGUGUCCCUGGAGGAGAGCGUCCUGUGGCAGAAGUUCAAGGAGCUCACAAACGAGAUGAUUGUCACCAAGAAUGGCAGGCGCAUGUUCCCGGUUCUGAAAGUGAGCGUGUCCGGACUGGACCCGAACGCCAUGUAUUCUUUUCUGCUGGACUUUGUGUCGGCGGACAACCACAGGUGGAAGUACGUGAACGGGGAGUGGGUCCCCGGGGGCAAACCGGAGCCCCAGACUCCCAGCUGCGUCUACAUCCAUCCGGACUCUCCAAACUUCGGCGCGCACUGGAUGAAGGCGCCGGUCUCCUUCAGUAAAGUCAAACUCACCAACAAACUCAACGGCGGGGGUCAGAUCAUGUUAAACUCUCUGCACAAAUACGAGCCGCGCAUCCACAUCGUGCGCGUCGGAGGCCCGCGCAGGAUGAUCACCAGCCACUCCUUCCCAGAGACGCAGUUCAUCGCUGUCACCGCCUACCAAAACGAAGAGAUAACAGCGCUAAAAAUAAAGUAUAAUCCAUUUGCUAAAGCUUUUCUGGAUGCAAAAGAGAGGAGUGACCAUAAAGACACCAGAGAAGACGCCCCUGAAAACCACCAGUCUGGCUACUCUCAGUUAGGCAGCUGGUUUAUCCCGGGUUCAGGUGCCCUCUGCCCUCCUGCCAGUCCCCACAGCCAGUUUGGGAGUCCCAUCUCCCUCUCGCCGUCCCACGGCUGCGAGCGCUACUCCACCCUGAGGAGCCACCGGUCGGCGCCGUACAGCAGCCCUUACGCCCAUCGGACCAGCUCGCCAACAGAUUACUCCGAAAACACGUCCUCCUGCCUGUCGAUGCUCACCCCUCAUGAUAACUGGUCGAGUCUCCAGAUGCCGGCACACUCCGGCACCAUGGCCCACAGCUCCCCCUCCGGAGCCAGCUCCAGUCAGUACACCAGCCUGUGGUCUGUGAGCAACCCGCCUCUGACCUCAGUGCCCCAGAAUGGGGGCAUAAACAGCUGCUUUGGCUCGCAGUUCCUCCGAGGCUCCAGCAGCCACUAUCCAGGCCUGGCUCACUCCGCCACAGCGCCCUCUGCUGGCUCCCCGCUGUACGACGGCAGCUCAGCAGCAGAGAUGCAUGAUGCUGCUCAGUUUGAAGGCUCUCCUCACGGCCGCGUGCCGUCAGCCUGGACCUCUGUAGUUCCUCCUUCCCUUUGAUGAAAACACAUGAAAUCAUUCUGAUUUUUAAAAAAGAAGUGACCUUAAUAAUCAAACCUUGCCUUUAGUUUUUGUCAGUUUUGUUCAGUUCAGGAUAUUCCCGUUAUUUUUUGCUUUUGCAUCACAUCUAUUAAUUAA